This is a messenger RNA of Sceloporus undulatus (fence lizard), 685 nucleotides long. RefSeq names its product cytochrome c oxidase assembly factor 6 homolog. Gene Ontology annotation, biological process: respiratory chain complex IV assembly. Gene Ontology annotation, cellular component: respiratory chain complex IV; mitochondrion. NCBI's taxonomy places the organism in Eukaryota, Metazoa, Chordata, Lepidosauria, Squamata, Phrynosomatidae. The record is from RefSeq and is a predicted model, not a curated record. The coding region runs from base 142 to 420 and encodes 92 amino acids. The transcript has 3 exons.
UGUGGCACAGUGGUUACACUGAAUGGUUAAAACUAAGAUUCAUAUCCCCAAGAAGCUGCAGUGCUAGAUGGAUAUCCUUGAGCCAGGCUACGAAUUUAAUAUCUUACCUAUCCUGACCUGAGAGCCCUGCGGAGCAGACAGAUGGAUCACCCAGUCCCUCAUCCUCACUAUAUGACAAAAAUGUCAGCACCGUCAAUGAAGGAAAGGAAAGUGUGCUGGGAAACCCGGGAUGAAUAUUGGAAGUGCUUAGAUGAAAAUAUGGAAGACACAUCUAAGUGUGAGAAGUUUAGGUGCUCUUUUGUAAACGCAUGUCCUCAGCAGUGGGUUAAAUACUUUGAUAGAAGAAGAGAUUAUUUAAAAUAUAAAGCACAGUUGGAAGCAGGAGAUUUUCAGCCUUCAGAGACAACCAAGACAUCAUAGUUAUUUGCCCAUUUUUACGAAGAUGAUCGCCACAAAGGUUACAGAAGAACCAGUACCAGCGUGAAACCUAAAAUGUCAACAACAGUAAAGGACAAUGACAGUUUCUACCUAAAGAGCAUGCCAGUGUGUUUACCUGGCAUUGGUGUGAAAGCUCUAGCUCACCUGUUCUGGGAAGUGCUUGCUGAAGGGACGGGCCACUCACCAUGUUGAAACUGAAAAUUUGCCACUUCCAAUAAAGCACAACAGGUGUGCUGAUUCAACUGAA